CUACGGUGGCCCGCCACAGUCCACAAUCGGAAGCUCGGCCCGGCGAAUACAGGCACAGUUGCCGGCAGAACCACCGGCCUGCGUCCAGAAUGCCAUGAUGCGACGGGAUAAACAGCCGUUCACCUACACACCGGGCGGAAUCGAUCUGUCACAAAUCAAGUCACCCCGCAUGGCCAAACGGAUAUCGCGGAACGCCAACUCGGAAGGUGUUACAGGUCAGCCCAAGGUGUCACCAUUGGCUCAGAACAAUGGUAACGGCGCCAGCAAUGGCGGCAGCCACAAUCCAGUAUCGCCAGCGGCCACCCUGGGAGCCGCUGCCAUGGGUAUGCCCUUCCAGGUGUUCCCCACAGGACCGCCGGCCCCUCCGCCACCGCCACCGCCGACGCAGGGACGCGUAGUGCAGCCGAACGGUAACCGCUCGAUUCCUCCGCCUCCGCCACCGCCCGGACCAGCGGGUCCGGGAACGAUCGGCGAGUCCCGGAAGUCACCGAAGCCACAAGUAUUUGAACCGCCCCCGAUGGGUAUGCGGCCGGAAAUCAAGAUUCCCGCCAAUCCGCUGGCAAACCUGCGGAAGGCUCCGAGACCCCAGCCCAAGAACGACUACUGGAUCGAGGAGUACCGGCGGGAGAAACAGCAGGAUGGUGGCAACGGUGGCGGAGGAGGAGGUAGUAGCAUUCCCCGACCUGUCCCACCCAGUUACAGCUACCCCGGUCGAGAUCUGGACGAUGAAGUUGCUAAAAACACUGUCCACAAUCGCACAGACGAGCUCACCGUCCGAGGUGAACCAUUGGCACAGAAACGAUCACCAAGCCCAUCCAAUCUAACUAAAUCGUCGAUCAAGACGCCGCCGGUCUACGGCCAGAGUCCGGUGCCGGCCAAUCUUCCGCCCCCGAUCACCCCGACCAAAGUGUCCCCGGCACGUCCCGCAAGCACCCCGACACCCGGCGCCAAAGACUUACCGUCCCCACCACCACCACCGCCCGUGCUUCCCAAGCCCUCCGUUUCACCCGUGCCCAAGAGUCAGCCCACUAACAACAGCCACACGAUCACGAUCACCACACAGUCACCGGCCAAUGGGGUCGGCCGACCGGAACCGACAGCAGUCGUCGUCAGGAGCGGCGCCGACCUUGCAGCUCCUUCUCCACCACCACAAGUACCGACACAGAAACCAUCCCCCGGGGCCGUAUCGUCAUCGUCAGCAUCUUCAUCAUCCCCUACACAGAAACCCGCCCAGGCGCUGGGGUCACUCUAUAUCCCGCCGGUACACGAGGUGUUCGCCAAUAGUAAGCAAAGUCUCCUUACCCAAGCGAGUCCACCAUGGAUGUCGUCACGGCACAAUAGCCUGAAGGAGCAGCCCGAAUGGGUGCACCGGGACGAUCCGGGAGCGGGCGACGAGGCCGGGCGUGACGGGCGGCGCUCGCAGUCGCCACCUCGUACACCACCAGAGUCAGAGCCAGAGACAGAGCCUCGGCCACAGUCACAGCAGCAGCAGACACAGACAGCACAGGCGCCCCGUGAAAGUGGAACUAAAUCCGUUGAUUCUAUCGCCACAGCAGCGUCACCGGUCAACAGCACCGGUGCACGACCGUCUCCAGCGUCCUACCAGCUCACACAGCAGACAGCCCCGACACCGGGAUCGGCCAGCGCGGUUCGACCAUCGACGGAUGUGUCCGCAUCGCAGCAAUACGCCCAGCAACAGUUACGUGGCCAGGGACAGCAGCAACCGAAUAGGGUAGGGCCAGCGGUUGGGGUGUCUCCGGUCACGGUUACGAUGCCGGUGGCCCGUCCCUAUCAGCAGCCACACGGACCACCACAGGGACCACAGGCGUACUCGCAGGCGCAACCCGUCUACUCGCCGCAACCACCGACCACAGCAGGACCGCAAAAGGAACGUAUCAUACCGAUACAGAUCGAAAAGUCUCCUGUACAGUCGCCGGCGACGGCUCCCAGCUUUGCGCCACCACCGUACUACAGCCCCAGCGCAACCUACGGUCCCGGUCCUGCCAACAACGGCAACCCCAUGCAGUCCCCGGUGCCGCUAGGAUUCGCAACCCCGCACAGUGGAUUUACGACCCCGACCGCCAUGUUUACCAAUCCGAACCACUUCGUCAACCAAGGAUACAACAACAUCAGCUACCCGCCGACACCGACCGGACAGCCGAUCCAACCGAUCUACCAAGCCGCCCACCCGCACUAUCCUCCGCCGCUGCCACCGACACACCAUCAUCCGAUGCACGCGCAGCAGCAGCGUGUGCAACAGCAACAGCAACAGCAACAGCAGCAACAGCAACAGUGCGUGUCGAACGUGCGCAUAGUGCCGAUCAAGGUGGAGGCCACCGCCGCAGAGCAUACGGCCCGUGGCCCACUGGCCAACACACCAGCCAUCAUUCAGAGUGGUGAUCGUAGCUACAUCAUCCACGACAUCCCGCUAGAAGCUAAGAUUCGGUUUCUUAAAAAUAGACUCAGUGAUCCACGCAGUAGCAACAAUGCUCAGGCUUGGAACGGUAACAACGCUCCGAACCAGUCGCGCUCGUUCCGAGUGCUGCAGCAAAUUACCGACACUCUGGAAGAAUCCGAGGAGUCCGCGAAGAACGGAAGCAAGGAGCCGCAGCCAACGGCCGGCGAUCAGACCGAUGCGAAGCCGGGGUAUGGUCGGGCCGGCGUCAGGACUCCAACCGGCGGCCAGCAGCAGCAGCAGCAGCAGCAGCAGGAUCUGGGCGAUGGGCAGCUGCGCCGAUUGCAGCUCAGCAACGAAGAUAAGGCGCUGAUGAACAGAGUAAAAAAUCAAGUCGACGGAGAAGUUUAUCUCCAUAACGAAGAAGAUCCUCGCUACCGUGGUGCCGCCAUACCGUCCAAAGCGUUCCGGUAUCUGCAGAACAUGACCGACUCGAGCGGUCAGGCUGCGAACCAAAGCACUACUGGCUCUGGAAAUCGUGCCCAACAAAUGUUCAUGCCGAACCGGCCAAACUGCAACGAAUCAGACGGAGAUAAUCAACAGUCGCAACCGUACGUCCCAGCGAGCGAGCAAACGGUGGAGGAACCAAAGAAGUACACCGGGGGCUCCAUACCGAGCCGAUCGUUCAAGAUGCUGCAGGCGAUGACCGACGCGCCAGCCGAUCCAAAUUCCUCAGACACUGAGGGCCAAGCUACUAGUGUCAAGCUGCAGCGUCACUGCAGCGGCACAGAGAUUCGAUACUCGCCCUACCCCUAUCCGCCGCAACCCUACUACUGUUGCACCCCCAAUUGGCACCACUACUACGAUCCCACUAACCCCCAGUAUUAUCCCCCGCACCAUCCCCACCACCACCCCCCACCGCCCCAUGGUGCCCCUGGUUAUUACUAUGGCCAUCCGCCUGGGCCGCCACCGCCGCCACCGCCACCGCUUCCGCCGGGUCUGUACGAUCGCGGUGGUGGUGGGGGCGGCGGCUACUACGGCGGCUACAUGUCUCCGCACCACUUCUACUACGCGCAAGAACCGUGCUCCCCGUGUACGCCACCCCCGUACUACCAGAUCAGCCAGCCUCAGACGGCGUACUGCGAGGCGAUCCCUCACGAGGCGAUCCAUACGUACGUCAUCACGACGCCACCGCCGCGUAUAGUCGUCACACCGACACCGGCCAUGACGGAUGACUCCUGUUCCGAUAGCGAGCUGCAGCGCAAGGAACAGUUGGGAGAGCUCCACGACGUGCCCUGCGAGGUGUUUACCGACGGCAAUGGCGGCCAUCAUCCGCUCGUGCGCUCGAGGUCCAGUUUACAGCGGUUGUCCGAGCGCCUGGCCGACCUGUCACCUUCGGCCGGCCAGCCAGUCCGUUGUUCGCCUUGUAGUCCGCUGAACGAGCGGUACCGGACCUACGAGGAGAGUACCUCGUCGUCGGUGCCUUCGUCUCAGUCUGAGGCUUCAGACUCGGAAGACGAAGGCACCCAGCGUCGCUCGAAUGGGCACGCCCCGGGCAAGGUGGCCGCGCAGGUGGCGACGGAAACGGAAGAGGACGACAACGAGGACGAGGAAGAUGAAGAGGAAGAGGAUGAGAGUGAAGAGGAGGACACGGCACAGACGGCAGCCGCCGCCACCGAGGAGCACCUGCCACAUCAGCUCAGUGUGAUCUUCGAGGAGGAGAGCAUGUACGGCCAGUCGACGGUGGCCAGCAGCCGGAGAGCUAGCGUGUGUAGUAAUAGUUCCACGCUCAGCGAUUGCUCCUCCACACUGGCCAACGAUCUGGACGAUGACGACGGAGAAGAAGCCGCGCUGGGUGGAGGUAAUCGGACCGAUGACGACAUCGAUCGGAUGGACGACGCCGACAUGGAACGGUCCCUGGUUUCGGUGCGCCUUCCGCUGAAGCUAUCGUUCAGCAAGUCGCCCAACAACGAGGACAUUGCGACGCUCGUCGUCGGAGAGAGCGAAAUUACGGGCUCGAAAGAAACGUUGGCUAAAACAAAGCGCCAACCGGAACCGGAAGUUACCGACCGGGAUGACAGUGGUGACGAAAGCGAUACGGAAGAGUCCGACAGCGAGUCCGACGACAGCGAGGACGAAAGGGAAUUGAAGAAGGAAGAGUGCGCCCCGACUCCGGAUGCAGUCAACAGUGCGGAUGUUACGGUCACGAUCACGAUUCCUUCACCGGCCAGCAAAAGCAAGUCCGGUAGUGACCAGGGAGGCUCCGGAAUUAGUGGCCGCACGCUGAAAGCAAAUCCAGACGAGUCUGCGAAUCCUCCGUUCAAAAUAGACUAUGAAGAGGCUUCCGAGGUGUCAGUGUCGGUUUCGUUGCCCUUGAAGCCCAAACUCUGCGCGGAGAUCGUGGGCGAUGGGAAGUCAAGUGACAGAGGGCCGUUGGAAACUGUGGAACCGGAAGUAGCGAAUGACCAGGAACAGGAUGAGGAGGAAGAGGUAGAUUUCUGGAGUCAGAUCGGUGACGACGAGGACGACUACCAGCGGCCAGUACGUUCGUACUCGCGGGACAUGUGGAGCAGCAGCCGAGAGUUCAGUGUCGAUCGGCAGAGCCCCGCCGAGGACGACGAAGACGAAGGAAGCACCACGGGCAUGACCGAGUUCUGGAGUGCGGAAAAUGUUCCAACGGAAGCGGUGGACCCGUGGAAACACACCGUACUGGAGGCCGUGCCGAGUGACGUAGCUCCAAGGGAGCAGAGUGAGUUCCAGGAUUCGCUCGAGUACUGGCAGAAGGAAAACGAACGUUUGGUGAAAGAUUUGUACGAAAGCCGAAGCAAACAAUCGAGCGCCCUGGCGAUGGACGAGAAUAACAAUAGAUGGGCAACAGUGGAGAACACGAAACAAGAGGAACCUCAGGUAGCGAUUGCUUUGGGGAAUGCAGCGACAGAGCCCCCCUGUGAAGAGGAAGGUUCCGAGUCGGAAAGUGAAGAGGACAGUGAAGAGUACGAGACGUCCAACACGUCGAAGGAGAAGCCGGAGUUCGAACAGGAAGCGAACCAGCAGAAGGCAGUCUCGGCAGACCCACAAGUGAAGGACGUCGAAGAGAAACUGUGCAAUGGUUUGACCGGGGACGGUGCUGCAAGUGAAAAACUAGAUAAGGAUAAGAAGCUGUCGGUGAAGGAGAGAAUAUCGCUGUUUGAAACGCAGUCCAUCCAGAGCACUGCGCCAGAGGUACUGCGCGCUACGCCAACGCCUGUCGCGGCCAACCGGUUGAGGCCGCCGUCGCGACAGCGGCUGUCGUACGAUGAGUCCGAAGCGGAGGACGACUCCGGCGUAACGUCGGACAUCAGCAAGCACAUCUCGGAGGUCGAGACGGACUCCGAGUGUUUCCCGGAGAUGCGCAAGAUGACCCGGUACCAGCGGGCGGCCACACAUUCCAGGUUAUUCAAGCUUUUGCAGGACGAAAGUAACAACGGUGAUAGUGAGAACGAGGAAGAGGCUAGUGGCGCUAGAGGUAGCGAAGCAGCACGAGACGAAGGAGUCAAGUUGAAGGACCGCCCAGCGCCCUCUGGUGGUGCGAAGAGUGAGCGAACGCACCAGCAAGUACCGGCAGGCGAUCUGAAGCUGGCUGAAGAAUCGCCCAACAUGGCCCCGGUCGCUACACCGACCGAUGGGCGACGCGAUCGUCUCACGUUGCCGAUCAGCAAGCAGUCGUCGUCCGGCAACGACAGCCUGUCGUCCUCGACCUCAUCGACGUCUCCUGUAUCAGGAAGCUUACACAACGAGAAGCUUGCCGAAGAGCUAGUACAAAGUUUGUUGAUGAAGAAAAAGGGUCGUCUGUUCCGCAACCUGCCGCUGGAGAAGCUGCACGCCGCCGCCCUGAAGAUCCUGCAGGAGGACCUCGAGUCGAACGGUACGAUCAGCUCGACGGAGGACAACCUCGCUACGGUGGACUCGACGCCGGCCCUGACGCCGCAGGAGUUCAAGGCCGAGUACCCCAACUCGUACGCCGACUAUUACGACACGUGGAACAGCGGUGACCUGGCGAACACGGGCCCCGGAUACCCGGACAACGGCUCCGACAGUGGUAUCGGUGGUAUGGUGAAGCUGUUCCGUACCGUGCCCGAGCACCAGUUGCGUGAGGCCCGCAAGGAUUCGCGAAUGGCCAAUGGCGGCGGUGGCUCCUGGUCACCACGGUGUCCGCGGGUGUUCAGCAACAAGAACGUUCCGCGACUGGCGGAAGUACGGGAAGCGGAGAUACCCGAGUCGCCCCGCGGAUCGCGGCCACCAUCGCGGGCAUCCAACAACCGAUCCCCCUGUAUCCUGCUCGCCGGCCCAGUGGAAGACUAUCCGCACCGCAACACUGCCAUCAGACAGUUCAAGUUACAGUAG
This is a messenger RNA of Anopheles bellator, 6778 nucleotides long. RefSeq lists its product as uncharacterized. The record is from RefSeq and is a predicted model, not a curated record. The transcript is spliced from 11 exons. The coding region runs from base 95 to 6778 and encodes 2227 amino acids. Lineage: Eukaryota; Metazoa; Arthropoda; Insecta; Diptera; Culicidae.